Messenger RNA from Mytilus trossulus (common blue mussel), 1062 nucleotides. RefSeq lists its product as uncharacterized. The coding region runs from base 1 to 1062 and encodes 353 amino acids. The transcript has a single exon. Gene Ontology annotation, molecular function: nucleic acid binding; RNA-DNA hybrid ribonuclease activity. Lineage: Eukaryota; Metazoa; Mollusca; Bivalvia; Mytilida; Mytilidae. The record is from RefSeq and is a predicted model, not a curated record.
AUGGAAGACCAACAAACAUACCUUGGGGUAACUUUUGACAAAAGAAUGACCUGGAAGCAACAUAUAACAUCAGCUGAAGCUAAGGCUAGGAGAAAAUUGAACAUCAUGAGGAAACUUGCAGGAACAAAAUGGGGUGCAAAUGAACAAAUAUUGAAAUCUGUCUACCAAGGAAAUGUACGACCACACCUUGAAUACGGAUCUAACGCUUGGAUGACUGCAGCCAAGUCUCACCAUCAGACUUUAGACAAAGUUCAGAAUCAGGCACUACGUAUCAUCACAGGUGCUAUGAAAUCAACACCAAUAAAAAGUAUGGAGGAUAUAACAAACAUACCCCCAUUAGGAAAGAGAAGGGAGUGCAAAGCCAUGAUACAGGCCACCAAAUAUCAGUGUUCACAAGACCACCCAAUGAAUUCCAGACUAAAACAACUCUCAUCAGGCAGACUUAAAAGAUCCAGCUUUACAUUAGAGACAAGAGCAUUGCAAAGAAAACACCAGGAAGCCCUACCAAAAUAUAAAGAACACAUAGUUUUCACAAAGAAUAACACCCCUUGUGAAGAAAAAUUUGGAAAUGUCACCAUCCUGACCUCAGUUCCGCUCAUUACCACCAGAGAUGAACAGACUAGUAAUGUAAAGAAAAUACUUACGAUGAGUAUGCUUGAAGAACAGUAUCCUUCAGAAACUUGGGUAAGAGUAUAUACAGAUGGGUCAGCCACAAAUGCCACAACAAAUGGAGGGGCUGGUAUAUACAUUAAGUACCCCAAUGGAGAUCAACAAUCAGAGGCAAUACCAACAGGCCUACAUUCUUCAAACUACAAAGCUGAAGAAGAAGCCAUUACUCAUGAUGCACAUUCCAUCAAAAACAAAAUCGAUGAUACAUCUCAAGUAGUAUUCCUGACUGAUGCCCUCUCUGUUCUACAAGCUUUGAAAAACGACAAGCUGCCUCAACUUCAACAAGCUUUAUACAACAUCAAAAGUCUGACAACAGUAAUUCAGUGGAUCCCUUCACACUGUGGAGUUUGGGGUAAUGAACAAGCCGACAGAUUAGCAAAAAAAUGGUGCUGA